CGGCCUAACCUGUCAGAACCGAAGCAGCGGAUCCGUGGUCGUAAUUUUUUGAGCACAUACGUUGGGUUUGCUCCGGUUGUAUCGCCGCGCUGGUUGUCGCACGGGACGGAUCGUACAGGCUCUCGGACGGAUAGUCCCGGCGAGAAAUUUCCUGUAAGGAAAGGCAGUUAACAUCGAUACCGUCCAUUACCGAGACGUUUGCGAGAACAAAGCGGGCCAGCACCGCGCGUUUUCAACACGAGAGUUGUCCCUCGACCGUUGUUAUCCUGUUAUGUGGUGGUGAACGUCGACAGAAAUUAUAGUAGCAUAUAGUAGCGGUGACGCUCACUCGACAAGCAUAUAGGAACAGGAUGUCGGGGCACAGAGGCGGCGGAGGGGCUGGAAGUCAUCAAGGUGGUCCCCCAGGCCUCAAGCAGAUCGAUCUGGAUCAAAUUUGGGGAGACUUGCGCGAGGGCAUAGAGCAAGUCUACAAUAGGCAGUGCAUGUCGAAGCCGAGAUACAUAGAGCUAUACACACAUGUAUAUAAUUAUUGUACAAGCGUUCACCAGCAACUUACCAGAACGUCAACUAAAAGUAAAAAAGGACAAAUUCAACAAGGUGGUGCGCAGUUAGUGGGUUUGGAACUGUACAAACGUCUGCGUGAUUUUCUUAGGAGUUAUCUUAUUAACUUACUCAGGCAUGGCAUUGACCUGAUGGACGAGGAUGUGCUGCAGUUCUAUACAAGACAAUGGGAGGAAUAUCAAUUCAGUAGUAAAGUUUUAAAUGGCGUGUGUGCGUAUCUCAAUCGCCAUUGGGUACGGAGAGAGUGCGAGGAAGGCCGCAAAGGAAUUUACGAAAUUUAUCAAUUAGCUCUGGUUACUUGGCGAGAUAAUUUAUUUAAACAAUUAAAUAAACCGGUUACCAACGCGGUGCUCAAAUUAAUCGAGCGGGAACGUAAUGGCGAAACGAUAAAUACUCGAUUAGUCAGCGGUGUCAUCAAUUGUUACGUAGAAUUGGGUUUGAAUGAGGAAGACCCAGGUGCAAAGGGACAAAAUCUAACGGUGUAUAAAGAUUCAUUUGAAAAUGUCUUUCUCGAGGAUACGGAACGAUUCUAUACUCAUGAGAGUUCAGAGUUUCUUAGACAAAAUCCCGUAACGGAAUAUAUGAAAAAGGCGGAGCAGAGAUUAUUGGAGGAACAGAAGCGAGUGCGUGUUUACUUACAUCAAACGACCCACGAGCGAUUGGCGAAAACGUGCGAGAAGGUACUUAUCGAGAAGCAUAUGGACAUAUUCCAUGCUGAAUUUCAGAAUCUUCUGGAUGCUGAUAAGAAUACAGAUUUGGGUAGAAUGUAUCAGCUAGUAGCGAGAAUACCAAAUGGUCUUGGGGAGUUGAGAAACCUUUUAGAAAGUCAUAUUGCCAACCAAGGUCUCGCAGCUAUAGAUAAGUGCGGAGACUCGGCAGCUAAUGAUCCGAAAAUUUAUGUGAACACAAUCUUGGAGGUGCAUAAAAAGUAUAACGCUUUAGUGCUGGUUGCAUUUAAUAAUGAUAGUGGCUUUGUCGCUGCUCUGGACAAGGCUUGCGGGCGGUUUAUCAACAGCAAUUCUGUCACAAGGGCAGCAAACAGCAGCAGUAAGUCACCUGAACUGUUAGCUAAAUAUUGCGAUCUGCUGCUGAAAAAGAGUAGUAAAAAUCCGGAAGAGGCAGAACUUGAAGAUACUCUUAAUCAAGUUAUGGUAGUGUUUAAAUAUAUUGAAGACAAGGAUGUGUUUCAAAAGUUCUAUAGCAAGAUGCUAGCGAAACGAUUGGUGCAACAUAUGUCUGCUAGCGACGACGCAGAGGCUUCCAUGAUCUCUAAACUAAAACAAGCUUGUGGAUUUGAAUAUACUUCAAAGUUACAACGCAUGUUUCAG
This is a messenger RNA of Wasmannia auropunctata (little fire ant), 1889 nucleotides long. RefSeq names its product cullin-1 (gene Cul1). The record is from RefSeq and is a predicted model, not a curated record. Lineage: Eukaryota; Metazoa; Arthropoda; Insecta; Hymenoptera; Formicidae. Gene Ontology annotation, molecular function: ubiquitin protein ligase binding. The annotation marks the transcript as partial. Gene Ontology annotation, biological process: SCF-dependent proteasomal ubiquitin-dependent protein catabolic process; protein ubiquitination. Gene Ontology annotation, cellular component: SCF ubiquitin ligase complex. The transcript has 8 exons.